Molecule: messenger RNA, 1429 nt
Organism: Anopheles coluzzii
Lineage: Eukaryota; Metazoa; Arthropoda; Insecta; Diptera; Culicidae
Product: putative polypeptide N-acetylgalactosaminyltransferase 9
Exons: 2
Coding region: 242-1366 (374 amino acids)
Cellular component (GO): Golgi apparatus
Source: RefSeq, a predicted model, not a curated record
UACGCACAGUGCACUCAGUUCUAGAUCGUUCACCAUCGCACCUGGUCAAGGAAAUACUUUUGGUAGACGAUUAUUCAAACUAUCGUAAGUAAACAAUGUGCACUAAGGUGUUGUCCAGUGUCCACUGAAAUUAACAAUUGCAGCAUAUCUGAAGACUCAGCUCGAAGAAUACUUUGAACCGUUCCCGGUGGUAAAAAUUAUUCGUGCAAAAGAACGUCUCGGAUUAAUCCGCGCUCGUUUGAUGGGCGCCAAGGAAGCUUCCGCAGAUAUCGUGACCUUCCUGGAUGCCCAUGUAGAGUGUACAGAAGGCUGGCUUGAGCCACUGCUCGACGUUGUUGCUCGCGAUCCUACCAACGUAGCCAUUCCCACGAUCGAUCGCAUCAACGAGAGGGAUAUGAGUCUUCAGACCAAUAUCUCGCUCUUGCUGGCAGGAGCCUUCGAGUGGGAUCUUAACUUUGGAUGGUGCGAAAGAAAACACCUGCGUAGGAAAUACACUGACCCGUGUAAACCCUUCGAAACACCAGCAAUGGCGGGUGGUUUGUUUACCAUCCAUAAGACGUUCUUCGAGCGGAUUGGCUGGUACGAUGAGGAUUUCAUCAUUUACGGCAUGGAGAACGUUGAACUGUCCAUCAAAAGCUGGAUGUGCGGAGGAAUGCUGCUUACCGUGCCGUGUUCUAGAGUGGGUCACGUACAGAAACACUCCCAUCCGUAUCUGUUUGAUGUGGCGAUGGAUCUGCCGAUGCACAAUUCAGCCCGUUUGGCCGAGGUGUGGAUGGAUGAGUACAAGCAGGUCGUGUUUGAUGUGAAUGGGUUGCCCCGAUACGUGGAGGAACGCUUCGGUUCGGUUGAGGAGCGAAAACAAGUACGAGAGCGAGCCAACUGUAAGCCCUUUCGGUAUUAUCUGCAGCGUGCAUUCCCGGAGCUGCGUAGUCCAGCGAUAGAUGGACAGUUUAGGGGUGAAGUACGAAAUGUAGGAUUAGGAAGAACUUACUGCCUGACGGUGGAGAAAGCGGGAACACGUCCGUAUAUGUCGCUCUGCGAUGGGCUGGAAAAGACUCAGUAUUGGAGCCAUAGCUACUAUCAGGAUAUUAACUCCUACAAGGCAUGUUUGGAUUUUAACGGAUCACUUCUUACCACUGUCAUUUGCCAUCGGCAUCGUGGCAAUCAAGGUUGGAUGUAUGUGAAGGAAACGGGACAAAUUUGGAGCAUGGCUCACACACAAUGUCUGGCAGUAAGGUCCAAAGCGAACUCCACAUUGACAUUAAAAAGCUGUAACGCUUCCGAUCAGUAUCAGCAGUGGAUGGUUAACCUUGUAGCGUAUGAUUUUUUAGUGAAACGAAAUGAAACAGAACCAUUAUUGCAAUAAGAAGUAGGCAGUUAAUUUGUACGUGAUGUGUAAAAUAAAAAGCGGUCCAAUAUUCCUGUUGUA